GCGGCGCAUGACGACAGAGGCAACACGGAAGCGCGGCGGCGGAGACUCCACGUCACUGGAGGUGCACUUGUGCGCGCGGCCGCGGCUCCACUGCUGGGAAUCUACUCGGGCGUAAAUGAGAGUCUUUAGCUGCCGGGCCGGAGGAGCUGUGGGCCUCGUGAACCAGCGGAGAGCGGGCGGUAUACGGGAGAGCGAGCGGAGCGGGAAUUCUGCAGAGUGUCAACUUUGAUGCUGAUCCUUGAUGGGCGAAUCCGGGCAACGCCGCUCCACCCUGGUCUCCAGGUUACCCAUCUUCAGGCGGAGUGCAAAACAGAGGCAGGAGUCGCUCCCUUCCUCGCCGUCCUCCGGAGGUGUGGGCAAUGGCGUCCACACGUCUUCCCCCUCCAGCACCAACUCGAGCUCCAGCAGCACAGGCAAGCGCCGCAGCCUGUUCCGGACACCCUCCAUCAGCUUCCACAGCAAGAAGAGCAGUGAGACACGCCUCGACCCAGCCCAGCUGAAUCUGGACGACCGCAGCCAAACAUCUGAGCUGGGCUUCAAUGAAGGCUGCAACUCCAAGACGCGACAUUCCUUCGGUUUUGGAGGUCACAAGAAGAAGAUCAGCCGCUCUCAGACGGAGGACUUUGAGAAAGCUUCCACCAACCGCAACGUGUUCAUCAACUGCAUCAGCUCAGGGACUAAUGAAGGGGACGAUUCAGGGUUUAUGGACGAUGUCAGCAGCAAGAGAUCCUCCAGGCACAAGAAGCAGCUGCUGCCCAAGUCCUUUUCAGCUCACCAUCGAUUUUCCAAGAACUCCCCCAGUGCAAUAGAACAAAGUAAAGGCCAGGAUGGUGCAGCGGAGCCCCCUAAGACGGGCACCCCUGGUUCCUGGCCUGGAGAACUGGGGGAGAGCUCGCUACAGUCUCCCAUAAUCUCUGAGGACCGCACGACUGCCAUCACGCCAUCAGACUUCGUCCACGUCACUGAGGACUCUGUCUCAGAAGUGGACGCACUGCCUGCUCCGAGUCCAGCCGCACCACCUGAAAAUUUCAGCCAGGUCGUGUCUACCUCACAGACGUGUUUCAGCGCAGCCCAGCCUGAUCCGGAGAAGCCUAUACUGCCAGAUUCUAGCCAAGCAGCCGACACACAAUGCGAGAGCACCACGGUCCUCACAGAGCCAGAGACGGUGCAGACUGUGGAGAAGCUCCAGCCUGAACAGUCGGAGGCAAGUGAGAGUGAACCAGCCGCGGAGCUGAGUGAGGAGAGCAGCUCUAACCCUGAGCCCAGAGAGAGGAGGCCCAGGAACACAGUCCUCAUUCAACAGCAUGGAAAAACAGGCGGUCUGGUCAAACUGGAGAGCAGGCCGAGCCACCUGAGAAAACCCCACACAGUGUCCAUGUGCAGCAGCAGCCCGUACCACGAAGUGAUGAGGAUGGAGAGGCGUCUCCGCUCGGCCUCUGAGGGAGCUGGAGGACCCAGACUUCAUCUAAACCUCAAAGAGCCUCACUGCAUGGAGGCCAGCACCCUGGCCAAACAUAGAACCAACUCCUCAUCUUCCAAACUGGGCAGCAUGGAUGUUCUAAACAAUCUGGGCUCUUCUGAGCUGGACGAGGAUGAUCUGAUGCUGGACCUGGAGUUAUCAGACGACCAGAGACACAGACAUGCUUCUCAGGAGGACUCCAGCCAGUCUCUCGCCUCCUGCCUCAACCUGCUGCCUUCCCCCAUGGAGGCCCCCAAGGAGAGCAGAGAGCACCACAGGGAGCCACGGCCGCUGUCUUUGUGCUUGUCCAGGGAUGAUGAGCCCCUGGCUGGGUUAGAGGCCCUCCCCUUCAGGCUGAUGCAGCAGGACUGCACGGCGGUGAAGACUCUGCUGCUGCGACUGCGCAGGACGCUGCAGGAGAGCACUGAGACCAGUCCUGCCAGCAGCCUCCAUUCUCUACCCAUAAGUCCCUGCAGUGAGAAGUCGCUCGCUCUCAAGGAUCCAACCAGAGAAGAGAGCCAGUCCCUCCAGCAGCAGCUGAAGGAGAGAGAUGAGCUGAUCCUGCGACUGCAGGCUGAGCUGGAAGCUGUCCGACUGGUACAGAAACCCCUUUGCCAAAAAGCUGACAAAACAACCCAGACAGAUCCCGCAGUCUCAGAGGCCAUUCAUCCAAGUCGAGCCACAAGCCAAAACAGCAGCAGCAACAGCAGCAGCAGCAGCGGCAGUCUAACAAGGGAGCGAAGGCCAGCACGACCGUCCACCGCCGAGCAGUGUAGGAGCGUUCCAGCAGCAGCAGCUGCAGCAGCAGGCCCAGAAGAACGUGCUGGCCUGAAUGGAACCUUGAGCCACAGUGGAGCAGCAGGAACGCGGGAGGUUCUCCCAGGGCAGCGGAGAAUAGAAUCAUCUGAGGUGGCUCCGCCGCGUAAGAUGGAGCAUCUCGGGCCAUCGCAGAUCCCCCGCGCUGUGGCCGGCAGCAGUUCCAGCCUUCCCAGCAGAGCCAGCCCGUCCCGCAGCCUGUCCUCAGACAGCGAGAGGGGGGCGGGGCCACGGAGUGAGAGAGGAGCUCCGCAACGGCAGCACUCAUCCUUCACCGGACGCCUAGGCCAACCACCCCGCGGCCCCCUGUCUCUGCACAUGUACAGCCGCAAGAACGUCUUCCUCCAGCACUCGCUCCACACGGCCGAGCUGCAGGCUCUUGCCCAGCAGGACGGCUGAAAUCACACGCACACACUGUACACUACACACACACACGCACGCACACUCCAGUUCAUUCUCAUCCAACAAGACAAAAAUGAUUCAGAAAUGGAAAGCCAAAAAAAAAUUAAAUAACACUUUCAUUGGUGUAAGGCUCACGUACAUCUCUGGAAAAAAUGAAAAGACCACCUCGGUUUCUGAAUCAGUUCAGUUCAGUAAAAUGAACAAUUUUUUAUUCUAUAAACUACGGACAACAUUUCUUCUAAAUUUCAAAUAAAAAAAUUAAUCAUUUUGAGCAUUUAUCUGCAGAAAAUGAGAAAUGGCUGAAAUAACAAAAAUAGAUGCAAACCUUUCAGAGCUCAAAUACUCCAAAAAAACAAAUUCAUAUUUAUAAAGUUUUAAGAGUCCAGAAAUCAAUAUUUGGUGGAAUAACCCUACAGUUUUUAAUCACAGUUUUCAUUCAUGCGUCUUGGCAUGUUCUCCUCCACCAGUCUUACACACUGCUUUUGGAUAACUUUACGCCUUCACUCCUGCUUCAAAAAUUUAAGCAGUUCAGUUUGGUUUGAUGGUUUGUGAUCAUCCAUCUUCCUCUUGAUUAUAUUCCAGAGGUUUUCAAUUUGGUGAAAUCAAAGAAGCUCAUCAUUUUAAAGUUGUCUUUUCAUUUUUUUUCGGAGCUGUAAUUAUUCCAAUUACGCUCAUCGUCCAAAGAAAAAAAAAAAAUAUAUAUAUAUAUAUAUAUAGUUUUCUGAACACACACUCUGGUGUGCUAUUCCAGCAGGACAAUGCUCGUCCACAAACUGCUGCCAUCGUCUGGAAUGUUGCAGUACACAUGCAUUACUUCUGCAUGGGUUGCCCAAAAUAGUUGGCCUAUAUCAGUUUACAUUUUUAAAAAAUUAUUAUACCUGGCAACCCAUAUCUUUUUUCCAAAUACAAAUUGUAAUCCAACUUUUCUACAAAAAGAAAGUUCCUGAAUCACUCUUUCACAAUUCCAAUCCUGAUUUUUGUCAUCUUGGAAUAUGCUUGUGUAUUCCAUCAGGGAAGAAUUCCAAAAUGCAUUGAUGGAAUAACCUGGUCUAUAUUCAGUAUAUUCAGGUAGUCAGCUGUUUAGACAGAGGAGAUCUAAAAGUUAAUCUUUAUACAGUUGGCCCAAAUCUACAGUUUCUUAUGCUAUUACUUUUUUGAGUUGUCCGAAAAGACAAGCAGUUCCAUUACAUUUUGGUGAGGAGCAUUGACAUAAAGGAAGGAAGCCAGUCCGAAAUAACUGAAGACCUUUUGGAGAUUAUUGAGAGACACUGUCCUGUGAAACCACUCCUCCUCCACAGCCAUUAUUUUGGUGUGGACAGUCAAUUUUAGUGAUAGCGUUCUGCUGCAUAGCAGCUGCUGUCUACAGUGUCCAAGAUUCUGUCAAUUGUGUCAUUGUCAGAUGAGUGUGAACGGGACUACACACACACACGCACAAACACACACACACAAACACACUCCUACUCAAAGAACUUCGGCAUUCGUCAUUCCAUCUGCCUCCUCAUCGAGGUACUUUACACUGCUGUUUGACCUCUGUUCACUUUCUCGAACUUGUGAACUCUUCAGCUUUUUGUUUUUCUUUUUCUUUUUUUUUUUUUUUUUCCUUCUUAAGCCUCAAUUUGGGUUUUUCUCAGCCAGUCAUACCAACAGCUCAGCAUGAAGCUCUGUUGGCCCUUUUGGACCUGCACAGGUAGACCUCAUUAGCCGCUGUGUGUGUCAAGACCAAUACUGCUCAGUGUGGAGCUGCAGAAGCCAGUUCUCACUGACCCUGCAUUCGCUGCUGAAAUACUGUAAUACUGACCUGGAAGAAAUCAUCCAGCAAUGUGAACGUUUUGCUCCAAUUGCUCCAAUUUAAGUUUUUUUGUUGUCUGUUUUUGUAUCUACAGAGCCCCUAAAAGGAUGUGGUCUAUUUUUGUAAGGGAAAAAUUGAUGCUUGCCAGGUACUGUGUAUUGGCGAACACCAGAUACUAUGUUGUGAGCACCAAAUAGAACAGUAAGUGGUGAGCAUCAGAUACUAUAUACUGAGUGCUCAAUAUUCUGUAUUGGUGAACACCAAAUACUACGGUACCACUUUAAAAUAAGACUACCUCCAUAAAGGGUUUAUAAAUUGUUUACAAUUAGUUUAUUAAUGCUUACUAUUUAGGUUGUAAAUGC
Molecule: messenger RNA, 4828 nt
Organism: Astyanax mexicanus (Mexican tetra)
Lineage: Eukaryota; Metazoa; Chordata; Actinopteri; Characiformes; Acestrorhamphidae
Gene: ccser1
Product: coiled-coil serine-rich protein 1
Exons: 10
Coding region: 242-2674 (810 amino acids)
Source: RefSeq, a predicted model, not a curated record